This is a messenger RNA of Ceratosolen solmsi marchali, 1892 nucleotides long. It is a transcript of the gene Nmt, whose product is annotated as N-myristoyl transferase. The record is from RefSeq and is a predicted model, not a curated record. Gene Ontology annotation, molecular function: glycylpeptide N-tetradecanoyltransferase activity. Lineage: Eukaryota; Metazoa; Arthropoda; Insecta; Hymenoptera; Agaonidae. Gene Ontology annotation, biological process: N-terminal peptidyl-glycine N-myristoylation. The transcript is spliced from 8 exons. Gene Ontology annotation, cellular component: cytoplasm. The coding region runs from base 95 to 1585 and encodes 496 amino acids.
AUAUAGGUAAAAUAGCUUAGAGCAUGCGAAUUCUGAAUAUCGAGGAGUGAUAGAAGAGAACGAGUGUAUGGGAUAACAACUACGUAUAAAGAUAAUGGAAAACAAUGUGGAGUCUGGCAAGAGCAGGUCUGCGGUGCCGAUGAAACCAGAGAACGAUGAGGAGAAUCAGGAAAAAGAUGGCAGAAGUAAAAGCUCCAAGAAGCAUAACAGUAAGAAAAAGACUCAAAAUGCUCAAAGUGCUCAAAAUUCUGAAAAUGCCGCUACAGCUGUGACGGAAAGUAGUGAUAAUUAUGGCAAGAUAAAUCCAGUGGUAUUCGUACCUACACAAGUGCCAAGCACUUACGCCAACUUUUCCGUUAAGGAUAUACAAAUGGCUAUGGACGUCUUGAAAUUACAAUGUAAAUCUGCCAAAACGCCGGAGGAAGCCAUGCAAAAACCUUAUCAAUUUUGGAGCACUCAGCCAGUACCAAAAAUGGAUGAGAAAAUUGUUUGUAACGAACCGAUCGAGCCUGAUAAAGUAUCAGUGCGUGCGGAUCCCUAUUCCCUUCCAGCAGGCUUUCAUUGGGAUACGUUAAAUGUGGAUGAUCCAUUAGUACUCGCAGAAUUAUAUACAUUAUUGUCAGAAAAUUAUGUCGAAGAUGACGAUGCUAUGUUUAGGUUUGAUUAUCCUCCUGACUUUUUAAAAUGGGCUCUACAGCCUCCCGGUGGGUGCAACGAAUGGCACUGUGCAGUAAGAGUUACUAAAAGUAAUCGUUUAGUAUGUUUUAUAUCCGCUAUUCCUGCAGCUGUAAGGGUUUAUGAUAAGGUUCAAAAAAUGGUAGAAAUUAAUUUCUUAUGUGUUCACAAAAAGUUACGAUCUAAACGUGUCGCUCCCGUAUUGAUUCAUGAAAUUACAAGAAGAGUAAAUCUAAUGGGAAUAUUUCAAGCAGUGUACACUGCUGGUAUAGUGCUUCCUAAGCCCAUUUCCACGUGCAGAUACUGGCAUCGUUCUUUAAAUCCAAAGAAGCUAAUUGAAAUAAAAUUUUCACACUUGUCACGAAACAUGACAAUGCAGAGGACUUUAAAAUUUUACAAGUUGCCAGAAACUACAAAAGUCCCAGGCUUUAGGAAAUUUGCAUCGGACGAUGUGGCCCAAUGUCAUAAACUUCUGAAUAAUUACCUCAAUAAAUUUGACUUGGCGCCAAUAUUCACUCAAGAAGAAUUUACGCAUUGGUUCAUGCCGCAAACUGGUAUAGUGGAUACUUUCGUUGUGGAAAAUCCCGAAACUAAGCUCAUUACGGAUAUGGUAAGCUACUACACUUUACCAAGUUCGGUAAUGCACCACCAGAUACAUAAAACUCUACGUGCCGCGUAUAGUUUCUACAAUGUCUCUACAGAAACUCCUUGGUUGGAUCUCAUGCAGGAUGCACUCAUAUCAGCUAGAAAUUUGGGCUUCGACGUAUUCAACGCGCUUGAUCUUAUGGAUAACAAGGAAUUUCUCGAGCCCCUUAAGUUCGGAAUUGGUGAUGGUAAUCUACAGUACUAUUUAUAUAAUUGGCGAUGUCCAAGCAUAGCGUCAAAUAAAAUUGGUAUUGUGCUGCAGUAAAACAAAAAAGAAGUAAUAGAAACAAAAUAAUUCUUUAACGGAUAUUCUUAAAUUCAACUUGUUGAAAUAUAUGCAAAAUGGAGAUGUGUAUGUAUUUUUUUUAAGUGAAUGAAUCUAGCAGCAUUAACAAUCACAAAUAAUGACAGCUGUUGAUGAGAUUAUAUAAAGAAACAAAUGAAACAUAAGAAACAAAUAAUUGUUAAUACUAUUAUUAAAUCUACAUUACUGCUGUUGCUGAUACAUCACUAUUAAGGAGUUAAUAAUGCGAUGAAUUUUAAUCUGGUGAAAUACACAAUAGAAAAAAAAA